Messenger RNA from Populus trichocarpa (black cottonwood), 2735 nucleotides. RefSeq lists its product as uncharacterized. Bases 262 to 2598 code for a protein of 778 amino acids. NCBI's taxonomy places the organism in Eukaryota, Viridiplantae, Streptophyta, Magnoliopsida, Malpighiales, Salicaceae. The record is from RefSeq and is a predicted model, not a curated record. The transcript has a single exon.
UAAAAUCUUUCGUUGUAGCAAACCCUCCCCUCGCUCUCUCUCUCUCGCCCCCCUUGUCGAUCCACCUGCAUCUAUCUGUACUCUCGAGCAGCUCUCUCUGCAAACCACACAUAAUACAACCAAACAAAGACCACCAUUAUUUCGCAAGGGAUCAGAGUUUUCCAUCUCCAUCCACAAAAACAAUAAAAAUAUCUCCCUCUUAGCUUUCAAAUCUUGCAUUAUUGCCCUCCUCAAUGAUCAAUUGCUAAACCAACAAGAAAAAUGAAACAAAAAAACAUGGACACAUUUGUAGACAGACCCCAUCGAAGCAACAGCAACAAUAGCAGUAGCACUAGUAACAACAACAGCAACACCAGUGAGCUCUUUAUUUGUUUCACCUCACGCCUCUCUUCUUCCUCCAUGAAGCUCUCUUCAAAAUCUAUUCUCAGCCCUGGCCGUCACAGAGAUUCCUCACAAAUCUCUCUCUCUAACUCUCUCAGUAGAAGACUUAGAAGCAGUGGCAGCAUGAAAGGUGGACAAGCUUCACCAAUGUUCCCUACGAAUGGCAAAAAACGUGGCUGUGCUUUUGAGAAUCCAGAACCCUCUUCUCCAAAGGUUACUUGCAUUGGUCAAGUGAGAGUUAAGACCAAGAAACAAGGGAAGAAACUGAGGACGAGAUCAAAGAGAAGAGGGGAAAUAAGUUUUAGGAGAGUAGACCAAAACAGCAAUACUUUUGAAGGGAGCAACAAUCAUCAUGAUUUGAUAAACAAUCAGUUCUUGAAUCAGCAGCAGCAGCAACAGGAGGGUUUGUCACACAGGAAUCAAAGAUGGGUACAUUUUCCUGUGACAAUAUGUGAAGCUUUAAGGGCUUUUGGGGCUGAGUUUAAUUGCUUUUUACCUUGCCGGUCUUCAUGUAUGGCAAGUGAGAAAGAGAAAGAAGAGAAUACCGCUGCAGCAGGAUCUAAUAACAACGGUAGUAGUUCUUGUGGGGCGGUGUUUGCAAGGUGGUUAGUGGCAGUGCAGGAGGGAGAAGGGAAAGGGAAGGAGAUAGAGUUGGUGGUUGGAGAAGAAGUAGUAGAAGAAGAAAGAGAUGAGAGGAGGAGGAGUUAUAGGAGACAUAUUUUUGAAGAUAUUGAAUUUAAAGAAGAAGAAGGACAUGUUUUUGAAGGAGGAAAUGCGGGUUUGCAAGAAGAAGAGGCAAGGGUAAGUAUUUGUAUACCACCAAAGAAUGCUUUGUUGUUGAUGAGGUGUAGAUCUGAUCCAGUUAAAAUGGCUGCUCUUGCUAAUAAGUUCUGGGAAUCUCCUGCUCCACAAGAUGAAGAAGACGAGGAAGAAGAUAAUGAAGAGGGUGAAAAGGAUAGAAAUUUGGAAGCAGAAGUAGACAAGUUUAUCAAUAUAGAAAAUAAAAGUGAAGUUAAGGCAAGUCAAGAAGAGGAAAUAAAAGUUGAGCAAGAAAUUAUAAUUGAGCAGAAACAGGAUUUGACUGUGUCUGAUAAGUUGGCUUUUUGUGAAACUAUUGAAGAGCAUUAUCAAAUUAUUCAAGAAACUGAAGAAAGUUUGGUUAUUUUGGAAGCUGGAGAAGAUAGCCAAGAAAUUGGAAGCACAGAUGAUAAUACCGAUGGUGUUCUACAAGAAGUUAAUUUAGUGAAACAGGAAGAAGAGGAAUCGGAAACUCCAGGGGUCUUGAACUUGCAGCCAACAUCCUCAACACAAGAAACUGUUAGUCUAUGCAGUGACGAGUCUUCUUCACAUGAUCAAGAAAUUGUAGAUCCAGCGGCCUUGAUGAAUAACGAAAAUGAAUACAAGGUGGUUCAAGAAAAUGAGGAGGAUAAUCAAGAAGACAGGGUAUUCCAAGCAGAACAAGAGCAAGUUGUGCAAGGGCUGAGUGAUGACAUUGAGGAGAAUUCAGUGUCUGUACGGUUCGAACAAGAAACUUUACAAGUUGCUGUCCAAGACUUACAGGACCAAGAACCAGAGUCCCUUUCUGUAGCUGAAUUACAAGUACAGGAGACGGAGGAAGAGAAAGAGACCACCGAGAAUGAGACCGAGCUAGCAGAGGAAGAACCCGAAGACCCGAAGACCCAUGUAAAUGGUCAAACGGGUGUCAAGUCAAGGGAAGGAGAUAAUAGUCAACCACUUUUACCAGAUUGCUUGCUGUUAAUGAUGUGUGAGCCCAAGCUGUCAAUGGAGGUAUCCAAGGAAACCUGGGUUUGCAGUACAGACUUCAUCAGAUGGUUACCAGAGCAUUCAAGGCCAGUCAGCAAAACCAACGGUAAAGAUGAGCCCAAGAAAAGAGUUAGCAUCGACAUUAAGCCUGCGCAGGUGUAUAAUAAUGGUAAUAACAGCAAUAGCUUGCAGCAGCCACGUAGGUCCUCUUGUUCAUACCCGGCUAAGCCACCGGCUCGUUGUGCCGGGACAGAGUCCAUGUCCACAAUGAUAGAGCAGAAGCUGGUAGGAGCCAAGGCAUAUGAGCCGUUUGUUCUGACGCGCUGCAAGUCUGAGCCAAUGAGGUCAGCCUCUAAGCUUGCGCCAGAGGCUUGUUUCUGGAAGAAUAGAAAACUUGAGCCGCAUCGACCAGCGGCGACGCUUGGGGUCGGAGCGGCUGGGGUUGGGUUUUGAAGUCCAUGUUGUAUUGGUAACUGUAGUUUUUGUAGUUUUUUCAUACUGGUAGAGUAGUACUAGUGGUGCCUUUUUACUUUUUUACUGCUAUGCAUUCUUGUAAAUCUUGCUUUGAUAAUUUGAUGCAAUUUUUUUCA